AUGUCAUUGCUUCCUGAACCUCUAACAGCACUGCUUACGCCGCCGAUGAGCAUCGACUGCCUGGCAGAGGUACCGAAAAAAAGAAAUAUCAUAGCUGAUCUAUACACCGAGUGCACGAAGUUCUAUCUCAUGCUCCUUAAGCGAGCAUCUUUGGACCGAGAUCUCCCACAACACAUCUACCGUGGUCUCGAAAGCAGCUAUAGCUCGCUUGUUCUUUGGGCUCAGGGAUAUGGCGUGGCAGAUGGGAAUCUCGAUGAGCUAUUGAAAAAGUCCCGGUUGCUGCAAAGCAUGACUCUGGAGCCGUUGAUCCAAAUUAGCGAGACAUUAAGAAAUAGGCUUCACCCCCGAUUCGCUUCGCGUAUGCAUAAGAACGACUUGUACCCAAAGUAUACGUUAUUUUUGCUCAUCAACGAAGCCAAACAAAUGUUACGCGCUGUUCAAGACGGACUCCAGGGUCUAGAGGGUGGGGAUAUCGCUCCUUGUCUUGAUACACUAGAUUUACUAGACGAAGACUCAUUGGAAGAUAUGGUGGCCGAUAUCAAGACCGAAACUCAGUGCUUGAUCGAUCUCGACUCAAUGUUUGAAUAUCCUGUCAGUGACCUGGACAGCCGCUCUGCCAACCAGUACGAGGAAAUGCCAACUUCUAAAGUACGGCGCGAAAUGUUCGUUGACUACUUGCAUCAGAAGUUCCCAUUGGCUCAUCAAGACCUUAUUCAGCAGCUUGGUUGGUUUUUAAAUGGAGGUUUGGAUAUGCGAGAGCGGGAGCAUGACCCUUCCAACGUGAUAACGCCAGAGGUUCUAAUGGGGAGAGCUAUUCGCGACACCCUGGUCUCAUACUUUACAGUCUGGACACUACACAAUGAUCUUAAUUCCACCUGCCCUCUUUGCUGGGAGAGCGUUGGAGACCCACCGCAAUUCUUUGAGUUGCAUCUACCCCAGCAUGCAGAUGAACUAUAUUUUCUAGCAAGUCAUCCGGGACUCGAUACGACCAAGGGAAAGAAAAUCGCUGAUUCAAAUGAGACCGAAAUGAAACCAGCAAAGCCGAUAUCAAAUAACUUGUCUCAAUACAGGAAGGACAACAAGUCAUCUGCGUAUACGAAGAAGGACCUAGUUCUACACGAUAAAAAUGAACAUGAAACGAUGAAAAUCAUGGACUCGAACAGACCAAUAAAAGAAGAACGUGCGAAUAUCAUAGCAACGUCUACAUAUAGUCGAUCUCGAACGCGGACUUAUUGUCAUCUUUGCAGUGACCAUCCUGAAGGGUUUCGCGGAGAGCAUGAGUUGCGCCGUCACAUUGAGCGUGCUCACACAGUGAUCCGCAAGUUCUGGGUGUGCGUGGAUAUCUCUCCGGACAAAAACAUCCUUGCCAACUGCAAAGCUUGUAAGAACGGCAAGAAGUAUGAAGCAAUGUAUAAUGCAGCCGCGCAUUUGCGUCGUGUUCAUUUCCGACACCAACGUGAUCGUGGCGACAGCGAUAUCAAGCGCCGCGGUGGCAUUAGCGGCAGCGAUACUCCUCCUAUGGAUGUGCUGAAAGAAUGGAUGAAGGAAAUGGAAGAAGUGCAAGUUGAUGGUACGGAUACAGAAUCUGAACGGGGUCUCCCUCGUGUGAGAGAAUCUGGGUUGCCGAUGACGGCAGGGCAAUCAUCUCAAGAUGAAGCUGCUCCAGAAGAACUCCUGACUAUCGACCUUCCGCCCAUUUGUUAA
Molecule: messenger RNA, 1704 nt
Organism: Talaromyces marneffei
Lineage: Eukaryota; Fungi; Ascomycota; Eurotiomycetes; Eurotiales; Trichocomaceae
Exons: 2
Coding region: 1-1704 (567 amino acids)
Source: RefSeq, a predicted model, not a curated record